Messenger RNA from Eufriesea mexicana, 530 nucleotides. Its product is annotated as cytochrome c oxidase subunit 5B, mitochondrial. Gene Ontology annotation, cellular component: mitochondrial envelope; respiratory chain complex IV. NCBI's taxonomy places the organism in Eukaryota, Metazoa, Arthropoda, Insecta, Hymenoptera, Apidae. Gene Ontology annotation, biological process: mitochondrial electron transport, cytochrome c to oxygen. The transcript is spliced from 3 exons. The record is from RefSeq and is a predicted model, not a curated record. The coding region runs from base 100 to 468 and encodes 122 amino acids.
AUUAGUGAGGUCGACACUCUGUAAAUGUUUUCGUACGAAUUGUUUGUGCCGUGGAAGAACGUUCUCUUUCAAUAAAGUAUUAACAGUGUAAUUUGAAAAAUGGCAUGGUUAUGUAGUCGUGUUGCUUUCCGGACUUGUCGACGCACAUUUUUGAGCGAUGCUGUUAAAUACAAAGCAAAGAAUGGUAUUCCUGAGCCAUUAGAUCUUGCGACAGGUAUAGAAAAACGUGAAUUACUUGCUGCAGCAGCCGGAAAUUUUGAUCCAUAUCACAUGAAAGCCUUAGAAAUAUCACGUGAUAGCACAAGAGAAUCACCAAAUUUAGUACCAAGCGCAUUCAAAAGUCGUAUUGUCGGUUGCAUUUGUGAACCAGAUACAUCACAUGUGAAUUGGAUGUGGUUACAUGAUGGUCAACCACGUCGUUGUGAAUGUGGUCAUUGGUUUAAACUUACUGAAGUUGCUCCAUUGUAAUGUAAUGUCAUUUCUUGUUAAUUAGUCAUUUAUUAAAAUAAUAGAAUUAAUAUUAUAUAAUA